Messenger RNA from Prunus dulcis (almond), 602 nucleotides. RefSeq names its product cysteine proteinase inhibitor 1. The coding region runs from base 23 to 481 and encodes 152 amino acids. NCBI's taxonomy places the organism in Eukaryota, Viridiplantae, Streptophyta, Magnoliopsida, Rosales, Rosaceae. Gene Ontology annotation, molecular function: cysteine-type endopeptidase inhibitor activity. The transcript has a single exon. The record is from RefSeq and is a predicted model, not a curated record.
AAUCCAAUGCUGCUCACUCUUUAUGAGGAUAGUAUUGUUAGUCAAGAAAAUUCAAGAAAUUCAAGAAAGCAAUAAAUCAACGGUCACGAUGCGUCCUCACUGCCUCCUCGCACUCGUUGCCCUCGUCCUUCCUCUGGUUGCCGCUGCAGCCACAGGCCACAGGGACGCCUUGGUCGGCGGUUAUCAGCCCAUAAAGAACAUCAGCGACCCUCAUGUGAAAGAGAUUGCAGAGUUCGCGGUGUCGGAAUACAACAAGCAGGCCCAAGGCAAGAACAAGUUGGUGUUUCAGAGCGUGAUCCGCGGCGAGACCCAGGUGGUGGCCGGCAUAAAGUAUCGCCUUGUCAUUUCGGCCAAGAAUGAGUCGUCGGCGGUGUCCAACCCCACAGCCGCAGCGGCUGCAGGAGACAAUUAUCAGGCUGUUGUCCUGGAAAAGAGUUGGGAGCAUUUUAGGCAAUUGAUCUCCUUCCGUAAAUUGGCAUAGACUAGGUCAUUUUCAGGAGAAUGAUCCUUUCGUGUUUUAAUUAUUAUCUUCUGCAAAUAUGUACUCUGGAGUCUGGACUCUAUGAAUUAUAAUAAAUAAAUUUGAAUAGUUGUCUGGGUGA